Parastagonospora nodorum SN15 is the source of this 996-nucleotide messenger RNA. RefSeq lists its product as hypothetical. NCBI's taxonomy places the organism in Eukaryota, Fungi, Ascomycota, Dothideomycetes, Pleosporales, Phaeosphaeriaceae. The coding region runs from base 1 to 996 and encodes 331 amino acids. Gene Ontology annotation, biological process: amino acid transmembrane export from vacuole. The transcript has a single exon. The record is from RefSeq and is a predicted model, not a curated record.
AUGUCAAGUAGAGGCGUCGGAUAUGGCUACAUGGCCGCGGUGUUUGUGCAAGUCAUAAGCAUACUGAUCCUCUGGCUGUUUAGCAAAACCGCCAUUCAGAAACGCCAUCCAAGUCUGCCCAUCCGUGUCAUUUUAUUGCUCGUCGGUAUGUGGUGGGCCGCGUUGACGACGCCAACACUCCUCUGGCUUCGUCCUCGACCAGGGCCUCCACUACCGUCUCAGGAAGCCAAGACACUCUCGGCCCCAACAUCCAGAUUCCGCACCUUCUUGUUCUACACACGCUUUUCCCUGCGAUCAUUUUGGCGCACUCUGCUGCGCGCAAUCAGUCUACGACAGACGCUCAUGUUCCUCAUCUCGUGGUUCCUGCUCUCCGACGCAGUCGCCACAAUCUCUGGAACAGCCGUGUUGUUCGCACGCACAGAGCUCCACAUGGGCACCAUUGCAAUCGCUCUGCUCUCAAUCACGUCCAUUGGUUCCGGUAUCAUUGGCGCUUUUGCUUGGCCUCGGGUCCAGAAGCGCUUUUCCUUGCAGCCAAAGACGAUAUUGUUGUGCUGCGUGGCGGGCAUGGAGAUGAUUCCAUUGUAUGGGCUGCUUGGGUUCAUCCCGCUGUUCAAAAAGCUCGGGUUCAUUGGUCUCCAACAGCCGUGGGAAAUUUACCCAGUCGCGGUGCUUCACGGGAUCGUCAUGGGAGGCGUAUCGUCAUAUGCACGAUCGGUGUAUGCACCGUUGAUCCCAGAGGGCAGUGAAGCCGCGUUCUUUGCACUUUACGCCGUGACAGACAAAGGCAGCAGCGCGUUUGGUCCAGCCCUGGUGGGUUGGCUUGUGGAUCACGCAGGCAGCAUAAGGCCAGCCUUUAUAUUCCUGGCAGUGUUGGUGGUGUUGCCGGCACCGCUGCUGUGGAUGCUUGAUGUGGAGAAGGGGAGGGAGGAUGCCAAGGCUAUGGCAGAUGGAGAGGGACGAGGUCGCGGGACAUAUGAGAGAGUGCGCGAGGAGUAG